AUGGCAACAAUCGUUUUGUUCAAAAAGUCAGGUAAAGAUAAUUCCAACCCGAGUAACUACAGACCCAUUAGCCUUCUGUCUUCAGUUUCAAAAAUAUUUGAAAAAAUUAUACACCCAAAGCUUACCAAUAACUUAAAUGCGAUAAAUGCUAUCCCACAUUUUCAAUUUGGAUUUAAAUCGAAUCAUUCCACUAUCCAACAACUUCUGCAUCUAACUGAACAUAUUAACAAUGGUUUUGAAAAAAAACAUUAUACGGGCGCAGCCUUCUUAGACGGAGCCCAAGCAUUUUAUCGGGUCCGGCACGACGGACUUUUAUAUAAAUUAAAAACUUUAAACAUCCCAGCUGCAAUAUAUAAACUAAUUAAAUCUUAUCUCUCCGAGCGCUGUUUCAAAGUCCGAAUAAACGAAACCACAUCGGAAACAAAACUAAUUCACGCAGGUGUACCUCAAGACUCAAAAUGUUCACCUAUACUUUUUAACUUAUACGUUUCGGAUUUUCCUACAACGAAUAAUACUGAAAUAGCACUGUAUUCUGACGACAGUGAUAUAUACUCUAGCACUAAGGACGUCGAACCAAUAACACAGAAUAUUCAAGCACAUCUGAACGAAAUCCAAAAGUGA
Messenger RNA from Cinara cedri, 621 nucleotides. NCBI's taxonomy places the organism in Eukaryota, Metazoa, Arthropoda, Insecta, Hemiptera, Aphididae. The record is from the annotation of a GenBank genome assembly.